Messenger RNA from Mauremys mutica (yellowpond turtle), 1498 nucleotides. RefSeq names its product olfactory receptor 2AP1-like. Gene Ontology annotation, molecular function: G protein-coupled receptor activity; olfactory receptor activity. The transcript is spliced from 2 exons. The coding region runs from base 122 to 1078 and encodes 318 amino acids. Gene Ontology annotation, cellular component: membrane. The record is from RefSeq and is a predicted model, not a curated record. Lineage: Eukaryota; Metazoa; Chordata; Testudines; Geoemydidae. Gene Ontology annotation, biological process: G protein-coupled receptor signaling pathway.
GGAACUGCCAGACUGGAUCAGACACUAGGUCCAUCUAGUCUAAUAUCCUGUCUGACAGAGGCCAUAACCAGAUGUUUAAGAAGAAGGUGGAAGAAUCCCAUAGGAGGUAGAGACUCAACCCAUGACAGACACCGAAUGGAGAAACCAAACGACCAUCACAGAAUUUAUCCUCCUGGGAUUCGGAGAUCUCUCUGACCUGCAAAUUCUUCUUUUUCUAAUGUUCCUAGUGAUCUACAUGGCAACCGUGGUUGGGAACACUCUCAUCGUGGUGCUUGUUGUGACAGAUCAGCACCUCCACACCCCCAUGUACUUCUUCCUGGGGAACUUGUCCUACUUGGAAACCUGCUACACCUCAACCAUCCUCCCCAGGUUACUGGCCAGUCUCCUGACUGGGGACAGAACCAUCUCAUUCAGUGGCUGCUUCACACAAAUGUAUUUCUUUGGGUUUCUGGUAGCUACGGAAUGCUAUCUCCUAGCAGCGAUGUCUUAUGAUCGGUAUUUAGCCAUAUGUAAACCCCUGCACUAUUCAACUCUUAUGAAAACCAGGUUUUGCCUCCAGUUGGCUGCUGGGUCAUGGUUAAAUGGUUGUUUGGUUACUGUCGUCUUUGUCUUAUUCCUAUCACAGUUAACUUUCUGUGGCCCAAAUGAAAUUGACUAUUUCUAUUGUGAUGCCCUCCCAUUUAUGGAGCUCUCCUGCAGUGACACGCACUGGUUAGUAUUGUUCAAUUUCAGCCUAUCCUGUGUAUUCACCCUGCCUCCAUUCCUACUAACUCUGACAUCCUAUGUGUGUAUCAUUGCCAGCAUCCUGAGUAUCCCUUCCACCGCUGGGAGACAAAAGGCCUUUUCCACCUGCUCCUCCCAUCUCAUUGUGGUGACAAUUUACUAUGGAACCCUAAUGAUUGUCCAUAUGCUUCCAAACCACAAUACAUUAAGCCUCCUGAACAAAGUGCUCUCUCUUUCCUACACAGUCAUGACUCCCCUGGUAAAUCCCCUCAUCUACAGCCUGAAAAACAGAGAGGUUAAGGAUGCCUUGAGCAAAGCAGUCAGUAAAUAUGGGGCUUUCACAAAAACAUGCUGAGACUUUGUCUAAAUCACCCAGGCAGCUUGAAAACCUCAGGCUAUCAGCUCCCAUUGAAAUUAAGUUGAAAACUCCCAUUGGAAAUCUCAGCACUAAUAUGAAAAAAAUGGAGAUGAUCUGUAUGGAGUUACUGAGACAGUCUUUGUAGUCCAGUUCUGCCUCCAUGUUACACAACAUAUAGCAAAGUGAGGUUGCGGACAGCUGUCACUCUCUCAUGUUCAGCACUGAGACACACAGUAUGAUUAUAUUUUUCUCCAUCGUGCUGGCUAAAUGUUCACCCUAUAGGAUGAACUUGUACAGUGUUUGAAAAUGCACAGAGCUGACAUUGUAUAAGGCGCUAAACCUGCUAAUUAUCCAAGUAAAUCCCUGUGUAUAUCCCCUGUUCAUUGUUUCGCUAUGUUAGAUAAUAAAGUCUUGUCA